AUGUUUGACCAUCAUCUGAAAUCACAUACUGAAGACCCAACCAUGGACGACACUAUUACUAAUAAAAGGACAAGUCAUAAAAUCGAUAAAUUAAAGUUCAAUUCACAUAAGAAUAAAAAUCUUAUCCACUCUUCGUCAAUAAAAAGACCAGCCAAACAGCAACAAAAAAUUAGCCUUGUAUAUCCUGCCAGUCCAUGUAUGUAUGUGCCUGCGAGAAACAAGUCAAGCAACGAACAUGAUCAGAAUGACUGCUCCACUGGCCAACAACAACAGAUGGAGAAUACGAAUGCCACGUCAACGGAGACAGAUAGCCGAGAUCAAUCACUUUUAACACCGCCCAGCUCACCAGAGUCUAUUAAUACAUCGCGUGCUCAGAGACCGACGGCUAAGCAUCAUUAUAAACAAUCAAGCCCAAUUAUUUCUGGAAAAAGAACCACGAGUACAUACGAAUACAAUAACCGGAUUUUGGCAGCCAAAAGAAAGGCCGAUAUACGUAGUGUUAUGAACGAAUUCAUAUCCAUGAAGAAAAAUUCCAUUCAUAUGACUCAGCACACUUAUAAUCUGGUUCUCGAAGCUCAUGCUAUCUUGCGUCGAGAAGGCACUCCGUUGAAUAAUAUGUUGAAAAUUUACAAUGAGAUGAUUUAUUCAGGAAUUCAGCCCAAUGCUUAUACCUAUGUUCUUAUGAUCCGCACUCUUUGCAAGAGAGAUGUGGAGGUUCAAAAAACAGUGGCUAUGUUGCGACGUCAAUCUGCACGUACGGGUCAAGAAAACGAAGAUAUACAAUUGCUCGAGUCGGAGGGUAACCUUAGCAAAGCACUCGCCAUCUUUCAUUACGCCAUUGCCGAUGGCGUAUCAGUACAAGCAUUCGAUGUGGAGAUAUUCAAUCAAUUACUACGCGUCUUAUCCCACUACGGCGAUACAGUGGAUGCUACCUUUGUUUACAGUCAGUUGGAGCAGCCUUUUGUUCGCGCCAAGCCGAACUCUGCUACGUAUGCUGCUCUGAUCAAUUUAUUUGGAAGAGCAGGUGAUAUCAACACGGCUCUUUAUUACUAUGGUAUUUACAAUCAAGUGAAACAGUCUCUUGGUCCACACGAUGCAUCUUACAUUUACAAUGCACUCGUCGAUUGCCAUCUAAAGUGUGGGCUACUCGAAGGCGCCUUGCACAUCAUUGAGCAUGAAAUGGUGCAGCACCAGAUCAAAUUGACUUGUAUUCCCUACAACUCCAUUAUUCGUCAUUACUGCGCGCAUGACCAGAUGGAAGAAGCGGAAGCGCUUAUUCAUCGCCUGGUGAAAGAUCACAACGAAGACCCAGACCGACAUCCUGAGCCUGAUGCCAGCAGCUAUGGUCCCAUUCUCGCGUCUUAUUGCCAACAUGAUCAUUGGGACGCGGCCACGCGUAUCUAUGAAGCUCUUCGGAAAACAGACAUCACAAAGGCGUACGGAAACCUCGCUAAUUAUGCUUUACUGUGUUUGGCCCAUGGCGAUCGUAAGAAAGCUCUAUCGAUCGUGUCUGAUGAUAUGAAAAAAGCGAAUCUGGAGCCCGACCCUAUUCUUGCGGAGCGUAUCAUUGCCAGCUUUGCUCAAGAAAAUGAAUUAGCAGAAGCCACUGAAGCGAUCCAUCUUCUCCACAAGUCCAUCUCUGUUCGUACACUGACAAAGGGCGCCCAUCAUCUGUUAGACGGCGCUCUUGAGAUUGUGCUCCAUUGUUCGUCUGUGCAGCAAGUCUUACAGGUGAUGCAUGCUGUUCAGCCCUUGGUGACCAUUAUCUAUAACCAUCAUACGACUUCCCAGCAUUCUCACCAUCGUUCUCAUUACUCCCUCCAACGUGUGGAUAGUGAUGAUAACGAUCUCUCUUCUUAUAGAAGCAUGUGUAAGACCCUGCUCGACUCCUAUUUUGACCCGUCCACCCCUGACGCUGGAGAAGAAGAAGAAGAAGAAGAAGAAGAACAACAACAACAACAAAAGCAAUCACAAAAACAUAUCUAUUCUACGGAGGAUUAUGAGCUUCUGUUUCAUGCUACUUUUGUUCUUUACGGCUAUCAAGAAGCUCAUCCACGACAUGACUCUUUUCCUUCCUCUUCUCUGAGCGAGCCUCUUUUAAGGGUUCUCGGCAACAUGCACAAAGACGGUUUGGUUCUCCCUGAUCGGCUUCACACACAAAUACUCUCCCAGUUACAAGAAUAUGGUGAUGCAGAAACUGUUUUCCGCUGGAAAUCAGCUUGUUUCCAACAAAAGAAAGAAGAUGAACCUUCUGUUGCUGAUUGUCUGACAAACGAUUCAACGUCGCCGCAUCCACUGUCUGUCAACAAGGACUACUUGGACAUGGAUCAGACCGAUGAUGAAGACAUUAUCAUUCAAAUUACCAAAGAAGAAGAAGAAGAAGAAGAAGAAGAAGAAAAAGAAGAAAAAGUCAACGGCCUGGAGAACUUGGCAUCCCAAGCCUGUCCUGCUACUGCUUGUAAGGUAAAGAAAGCAGCUUCCCCUCCUUGUGAAAAACCUACCCAUUCUGCGACUCAUACAGCGGAAUGUAACGUUGCUGCUACAGCCAUUACGAACGACAUAUUAAAGGCUGUGAUGCACGGUGAUCAUCAAAAGGCCCUACGGAUUUUCGAAAACAAAAUCAUUUGUGGUCGCCUCAUUCCCCAUCCUGAACUCAUGCGUGAUGUCAUUGCUCUAGCGGGUAAACAAGGCGAUCUUCAGACCGCGCUUACUUUGUACAACAAUGCCAUCUAUGCUUUCAAAGAUAUUGCGGAUACGGCUACGAAGAACAAUGCCAUCGCCAUGUCUACCAACAGUAUCCUUAUUAGCUACGCUCAAAGUGGCGACAUGGAGCAAGCCAAGGUGUACUUUGAUCGCAUCAAAGCCAUGGGUCGCUUCCCUGACAGCCACGGCUAUGCCAGCAUGUUACUCGGUAGUGCCAAGUCGGCGAGCACGGACGAAGCCACCGAUGCGCUGGCUAUCUACGAGGAAGCCAAACGCCACAACGUCAAGCCGACGACGUUUUUCUACAACGUGAUUAUCUCCAAGUUGGCCAAAGCGCGCAAGUUGGAUAUGGCUUUGACUCUGUUUGAGGAAAUGCGACUGUUCAAGGUGCCUGCCAACUCGAUUACGUAUGGCGCUAUUAUUUCAGCGAGUGUGCGUUCGGGGUCUGAAGCGCAUUCACGCCGUCUGUUUGCUGAGAUGCUCUCUUCUCCGUCCUAUCAGCCGCGCGUGGGGCCGUUUAACAAUAUGAUGCAGUUUUACGUACGCCAGCAGCCCAACCGUGAGCGUGUGUUGGAGUAUUUCUUGGAGCUCCGUCGGCGUCGUAUCAAGCCGUCGCCUCACAGUUACAAGCUGUUGAUGGAAGCGUAUACCCACAUUGCACCUUACGACAUGCCUAUGGCUCAUAAAUUGCUGAAGGACAUGGUCCAUUGUGAUAAACUGCGUCCCCAAGCAAGCCAUUAUGCGACACUCAUUUAUUCGUACGGCAUCCUCCAACGGGAUGUGCAGAGUGCUGAGCGUGUCUUUAGUGAGAUGAAAAAGGCGGCUAUUUCACCCGAUGAGGGGGUGUACCAAGCUCUCGUGGAUACGUUUAUUAGUAAUGGCGCUCUUGCCAAGGCGGAGCAUAUUUAUGCAACAGAAAUGGCUUCGGAACAGCAUCAUGGGUUCCCGUACAUUGAAAAUCUAUUUAUUCGAGGUUAUGGCGAGGAAGGUCAUCUAGAAAAAGCCGAGGCUAUUUUUGAAGCCAUGUCGGAUGAUAAAACACAAUUUCAUACUUCUGUGAUUCGAGAGCCCAGUACGUACGAGGCUCUGAUUCGAGCCUAUCUGAAAAAUGACCAAGUGGACAAAGCCAAAGCUGUAUUGGAUAGAAUGGUGAAGCGAGAUUUUCCACCCAAAGUUGUGGGUGCCGUUGCUGAUCUACUGGCUGACAAGCAGUCAAUCCAAUAA
Mycotypha africana is the source of this 3927-nucleotide messenger RNA. RefSeq lists its product as uncharacterized. The transcript has 2 exons. Gene Ontology annotation, molecular function: protein binding. Bases 1 to 3927 code for a protein of 1308 amino acids. Lineage: Eukaryota; Fungi; Mucoromycota; Mucoromycetes; Mucorales; Mycotyphaceae. The record is from RefSeq and is a predicted model, not a curated record.